Messenger RNA from Corapipo altera (White-ruffed manakin), 1475 nucleotides. RefSeq names its product ubiquitin-conjugating enzyme E2 R2. Gene Ontology annotation, biological process: protein polyubiquitination; ubiquitin-dependent protein catabolic process. Gene Ontology annotation, molecular function: ubiquitin conjugating enzyme activity. The coding region runs from base 18 to 734 and encodes 238 amino acids. The record is from RefSeq and is a predicted model, not a curated record. NCBI's taxonomy places the organism in Eukaryota, Metazoa, Chordata, Aves, Passeriformes, Pipridae. The transcript has 5 exons.
GGGGGCCGCGCCGCGCCAUGGCCCAGCAGCAGAUGAGCAGCUCGCAGAAGGCACUGAUGCUGGAGUUGAAGUCGCUGCAGGAGGAGCCGGUGGAGGGCUUCCGCAUCACCCUGGUCGAUGAGUCCGACCUCUACAAUUGGGAGGUGGCGAUCUUCGGGCCCCCCAACACCCUCUACGAGGGCGGGUACUUCAAGGCUCACAUUAAAUUUCCUAUUGACUAUCCAUAUUCACCACCUACCUUCAGAUUCCUGACCAAAAUGUGGCACCCCAACAUUUAUGAGAAUGGAGAUGUAUGUAUUUCAAUUCUUCACCCACCUGUAGAUGACCCACAAAGUGGAGAGCUGCCCUCUGAGAGGUGGAACCCUACCCAAAAUGUCAGGACUAUCUUACUGAGUGUAAUCUCUUUGCUUAAUGAGCCCAACACAUUCUCUCCUGCCAAUGUGGAUGCAUCAGUCAUGUUCAGGAAAUGGAGGGACAGUAAAGGAAAAGACAAGGAGUAUGCUGAAAUCAUAAGGAAACAGGUUUUGGCUACCAAAGCUGAGGCUGAGAAGGAUGGCGUGAAGGUCCCCACUACACUGGCCGAGUACUGCAUCAAAACUAAAGUGCCUUCCAAUGACAACAGUUCGGAUUUGCUUUACGACGACUUGUACGAUGAUGACAUUGAUGACGAAGACGAGGAGGAGGAGGAUGCCGACUGUUACGAUGAUGAUGAUUCUGGCAAUGAGGAAUCGUGACCUGCUCCCUCUAUGCCCCUGUACUGCCCUGUCAACUCAGGCCAGAAGGGAGCAGUGGUAACCUAGCAGCAGUCCAGCAAAAAAGUGGUGGUGGGAGGGGGGGAUCAAGAAAACUUUGUCUCCUGCUGUCUCCUGUUGUAUGGAUCUGUUUGCUCCUUUUUUAUGGACCUCUUAGAGACCCUCCACAGAAUGUCUGAAUUCUUGCAUUCUUAACCCUUUCAUCACUGUAUUAUGAUUUCUUUUUAAAAAAGAAACUUCAUUUUCCACUUCUCUAUGAAAUACAGCGAAACAGGUUUGCUUGUGUUUAGAUUCUUGAAUUAAAUUCAGUCUUGCAUUGAGAUGUUUAAUGCAUUUAAAGUUGGAACAAACCCAUUGGAAGAUGGAUUUUCAGGUGUUCAAGUGCUGCAUUUACUGGGAAGAGCAAAUUGCCAGGGUUUAGCUACUCCAUUUACAAUAAUAGCAUGUGUACAUUCAUUUAGCCUUGUGAUGGUGGCUUUUCCUUAAUGAGGUGUGGGGUGGAGAGUGUAAAGCUACUGUGUGUUGAGCUUGAUGGGAUAUUACUGAAAGGUACAGGAAUCUGUUUAGCCUGUUCAAGGUAGGAAAUAGCUGGCUCCUGGAUCCCCAGAGGACACAAUCAGCUUUGUCUCUGAAAAAGGCUUGUGAUAUGAACCCUAAAAUAUAAACACUUAACACUUCACAUCUGUACAACUGAGCCCUGGGUUGCAUUAUUUAUUUUUUUUC